Messenger RNA from Carcharodon carcharias (great white shark), 3661 nucleotides. It is a transcript of the gene gldc, whose product is annotated as glycine dehydrogenase (decarboxylating). Gene Ontology annotation, biological process: glycine decarboxylation via glycine cleavage system. Gene Ontology annotation, cellular component: mitochondrion; glycine cleavage complex. NCBI's taxonomy places the organism in Eukaryota, Metazoa, Chordata, Chondrichthyes, Lamniformes, Lamnidae. Bases 1 to 3105 code for a protein of 1034 amino acids. The record is from RefSeq and is a predicted model, not a curated record. Gene Ontology annotation, molecular function: glycine dehydrogenase (decarboxylating) activity; lyase activity; pyridoxal phosphate binding. The transcript is spliced from 25 exons.
AUGCAAAGCUGUGUGAAAUCCUGGGGGUUCCUGGUCAACUCUCUCGGUCUGCAGCUCACCUGCCGGAAACCUGGCGGAUGCCGCUUUAACGGGGCGGGCAGCCCGGCGAUUUUCAGCAGAAACUCUCGGAGAAAGCGAACCGAGCCGAGCGGCGGCGUGCGAGCCCUGGGCACAACUCCGACAAACCAUGCGAGGUUAAUAGACAAGAUCCUACCCCGGCACGAUGACUUCUCAGAGAGGCACAUCGGACCCGGAGACAAAGAGAAGAGGGAAAUGCUGGACACUCUGGGACUGGCGUGCAUUGACGAACUUAUUGACAACACGGUUCCUGCCAGCAUCCGUCUCACCAAACCUUUGAGAAUGGACGAUCCCGUGUGUGAAAAUGAAAUCCUUGCCAGCCUACACAAGAUUGCAAGCAAGAAUAAGAUCUGGAGGUCUUACAUCGGAAUGGGCUACUACAACUGCUCAGUACCACAAGCAAUUCUCCGCAACUUGCUGGAAAAUUCAGGAUGGGUUACUCAGUACACCCCCUAUCAGCCUGAAGUCUCCCAAGGCAGAUUGGAAAGUUUACUCAACUAUCAGACGAUGGUGUGUGACCUCACUGGGAUGGAUGUGGCCAACGCCUCUUUAUUGGAUGAGGGAACAGCUGCUGCAGAAGCAAUGCAGUUAUGCCACAGACACAACAAGAGAAGAAAGUUCUUUGUGGACGCUCGUUGUCAUCCUCAAACAAUAGCUGUUGUGCAGACAAGAGCAAAUUACAUAGGAGUUACAACAGAGUUGAAAUUGCCCCACGAGAUGGAUUUCAGCAGGAAAGAUAUCAGUGGUGUACUGUUCCAGUAUCCAGACAGUGAUGGAAGGGUUGAAGACUAUGCUGAACUUGUUGACCUAGCACAUCAAAACGGAGCCUUGACAUGUUGUGCAACUGAUCUCUUGGCUUUGUGUGUACUGAGACCUCCUGGAGAAUUUGCUGUAGACAUUGUACUUGGCAGCUCACAGAGGUUUGGUGUGCCGCUUUCCUACGGAGGGCCACAUGCUGCUUUUUUUGCCGUCAAGGAAAACCUUGUAAGACUGAUGCCAGGAAGAAUGGUAGGGGUUACCAGGGAUGCUGCAGGAAAGGAGGUAUAUCGUCUAGCACUACAGACAAGAGAACAACACAUCAGGAGGGACAAAGCUACCAGCAACAUUUGCACAGCUCAGGCACUUUUGGCCAACAUGGCCGCAAUGUUUGCUAUUUAUCAUGGCCCUAAUGGACUGAAACACAUUGCAAAGAGAGUACACAAUGCUACUUUAAUUUUGGCUGAAGGUUUGAAACGUGCUGGGCAUAAAAUACAGCAUGAAUUAUUUUUUGACACACUGAAGAUCCACUGUGGUGUGGCGACCCAGGAGAUAGUUAGCAAGGCUGCCCAACGGCAGAUGAACUUCCGAGGAUAUGGUAGUUGUAUGCUGGGGGUGUCCCUGGAUGAAACAGUGACUGAAAGAGACUUAGAUGAUCUUCUCUGGGUUUUUGGCUGUGAAUCGUCUGCUGAGUUGAUAGCUGAGAGCAUGGACGAUGAACCAAAGGGUAUCUUGGCCACACAGUUUAAGAGGACAAGCAAAUUCCUUUCACAUCCAGUCUUCAACAGUUAUCACUCAGAAACAAAUAUUGUCCGGUACAUGAAGAAAUUAGAAAAUAAAGAUAUUUCUCUAGUUCACAGCAUGAUACCGCUGGGGUCUUGCACAAUGAAGCUGAACAGUUCCUCAGAACUUACUCCCAUCACUUGGCUGGAAUUUGGAAACGUCCAUCCUUUUGUACCUCUGGAUCAGGCUCAAGGGUACCAACAGUUAUUCCAUGAGCUGGAACGGGAUUUGUGUGAAAUAACCGGAUAUGACAAAAUCUCUUUCCAGCCAAACAGUGGUGCCCAGGGUGAAUAUGCUGGAUUGGCAGCAAUCAAGGCUUAUUUAAAUUCAAAAGGAGAGCACCAGAGAACUGUCUGCCUUAUCCCCAGGUCAGCUCAUGGCACAAAUCCAGCCAGUGCACAAAUGGCAGGGAUGAAAAUCCAGCCGGUCGAAGUGGACAAGAAUGGAAGUAUAGAUGUUGCACAUUUAAAAGCGCUGGUUGACAAGUAUAAAGAUAACUUGGCUGCCAUAAUGAUCACCUAUCCGUCCACCUAUGGAGUGUUUGAGGAGAACAUUAGUGAUGUGUGUGAGCUAAUCCACAGUAAUGGAGGACAAGUUUACCUGGAUGGAGCAAACAUGAAUGCACAGGUGGGCCUAUGUCGUCCUGGUGACUAUGGAUCUGACGUGUCUCACUUAAACCUGCAUAAAACUUUCUGUAUUCCUCAUGGAGGUGGAGGACCUGGAAUGGGACCGAUUGGAGUGAAGAAGCACCUUGCUCCCUACUUACCCAGUCAUCCAGUGAUCCCUCCAGUGUCUGAUACUGACGCUCGUCCUUUGGGCACAAUCAGUGCUGCUCCUUGGGGCUCCAGUGCGAUUCUACCGAUUUCCCUGGCCUAUAUUAAGUUGAUGGGAUCAAACGGACUUCGUCAUGCUACUGAGGUUGCCAUUCUAAAUGCAAACUACAUGGCCAAGCGGUUAGAAACAUUCUACAAAAUAGUUUUCAAGGGAGCAAAGGGUUAUGUAGCUCACGAAUUCAUCUUGGAUGUGCGACCGUUCAAGAAAACUGCAAACAUCGAGGCAGUGGAUGUUGCCAAGAGGCUGCAAGAUUAUGGAUUCCAUGCUCCAACCAUGUCCUGGCCUGUUCCUGGUACACUAAUGAUUGAGCCAACUGAAUCUGAAGAUAAAGCUGAACUGGAUAGAUUCUGUGAUGCAAUGAUAAACAUCCGACAAGAAAUAGCAGACAUUGAGGAGGGUAGAAUGGACAUCCGAGUAAACCCACUUAAGAUGUCCCCACACACAUUGGCUUGCAUUGCUGCACCAAAUUGGGACCGUCCAUACUCUCGAGAGCAAGCUGCAUUCCCAUUGCAAUUUGUGAGACCAGAAACCAAAUUUUGGCCCACAAUCGCUCGCAUUGAUGACCUCUAUGGGGAUCAGCACUUGGUUUGUUCCUGCCCACCAAUGGAAGCAUAUGAAUCUCCCUUCACAGAACAGAAAAGAGCUUCAUCGUAAAACUUCAUCAUUGAUUGAUUUUCUAUUUUGCGGGUGUUGGGCUCAGUAAAUAAUUGCUGUCAAAAAGCACAAAUACAUUUUUUUUUCUUUGUUUUGUUUUCAAACUCAAGAUCCGGCAAGUCAAAUAUCUCAGUUUGUAUUGAAACAGCUGCUAAUGGUUUUUAAUGAGUAGACACUACAUCCAAGCCACACUUCAGCUGAUGGUAUUCAGUGCCUCAACAUUAAGCAGCAUUGAGUUACUUAAGUGGCCUUGAUCCUGUGCACUUUUUCCUUGACUUGACUUGAGAACUGCUCUGGGUGCAGAUGUGAUUGAACUGUAAUGUAUCGUGUUUACUAUAGGGCUGUUUGCCAAGCAGCAGGUUAUCAGACCAUAUACAACUGUGGCCUAGUGACAAAGUGGUCCUAGAAGGUAGUAUUUUUAAUGUUUACUUUUGUUGUUCUUGUUUGUAAUUGUCAAUGCUUCAAUAAUUGAAACCAGCAUCUCCUGGUUAAUAAAUGUUAAAAAAAAAUGUAAAUUUUAACUGUCUUAUCAUUCCAAUAAAAGUUCUUGAACUGA